GGGGGCGUGGAAGGUUUCUCAGGAUUCUGGGGAGCGAAGGGUUCCGCUUCGAAGCAGGUCUGAGGUGGUGGCGGUACUCGUGUCUCAUCCGCGUGUUCCUGCAGUUCUUCGGAGCCGGCGCACCUGGAACUUGAUGGUUGUGUUGGGGUCUGAGGAGGAUAGAGGGUCCGCUGUCAUCUAGUGACAAGCUCCUGAUGAGGAGAGCCUGGGCCGGUGAAAAAAAGGGCUGUUUCUCCUAGUUAGGUGUACUGGGUGGCUUCCUGACAGGUAGUUCGUGAGUUUGAAACUAUUUAGUUAGUUGUUUUUACGGUGCUGGGGAUGGACGUGAGGGCGUCGUGCAUGCUAGAUGAUAUAAGUAAUUGAAUAACUACUGAUUAUUUUCUGGACCUGACUGGUUUAUAACUUCAGAAGAAACAAUGGAAUGCCAAGAAUUCAUUGUACUAUAUACUCAUCAAAAGAUGAAGAAGUCAAAAGUGUGGCAUGAUGGAGUUCUGAAGGUCACUCACUUAGGAAACAAAGCAACUUUAUAUGAUGACAAAGGAGCAUGUUUGGAAAGUCUAUUUCUUAAGUGCCUUGAGGUAAAACCUGGAGAUGACUUGGAAAGUGACCGAUACUUAAUCACUAUUGAGGAAGUUAAAGUUGCUGGAAGCAGAACUGUGAAACAGCAUGUCAUUCAGGAAGCACUAGAACCACAUUCAAGGCACUUUAUAUCUCCUGGCUGGUCUCGUGGAUGCCAGCUUGCUGGUUUAAAAAGGAGGGCUGCUGGUCUUCAGGAACCAUAUAAAAUACCAAAGAAAAUGGCCAUUACGGAAAAUGGUGAAUCAGAUGCAUCACUUCAUCAUGAGAAACCUGUCCUGGCUUUACCUGCUACAGUCUAUAGUUCACCUCCUUUGUUUUCUACUGUUGGCAAGAAAGAUACAAAUUAUAUGCCAGGAGACUCUGAGAAUAUUGUCACUUGCAAGAAUAGAGAGAGAAAUGGCAUGCCUUCUCCUUCCGUUGUUUCUACUUUAUCCUUCAAGAUUAACUCAGAAAUGCUAAGUGAAGAAAAUUACUUUUGCUCUUCUGAUAGUUCUGGAACUCAGCAUUCAGACUCUUUACUCACCACUGGACCCAUGAAAAGAAAGGAUUUGGCAUCUCACUAUCCAGGAGUUUCACAAAACAUCAGAAGCAAAGCACAGAUAUUAGCUCUUCUGAAGUCCACAUCAGCUAACAUGCAUAAAGAUCUAAAUUCUGAGGUUACAGAAAAUUUUUCCCAGAUACCACCACAAAGGUGUUUAAAACUUCCUACUAAACCUCCGUGCUUCACUCAACAGGAAGAGUGUGCUGACACAAAGAACACGGAACGUUUACACUGUGAGCCUCAAUCAGAAAAUAGUAUAAAAAAGGAAAGCCGGUGGGCCAAGUUUUUACCUUCUCAGAGUUCACCAGAACAUUCUACUAUAAAUGGGAAUGAUAGAGAAAGCAAACCCGAUGCUCAAGAUGGUACAGAUUUGAAUUUGACAAAUCUUCUGGUAGACAAGAAGAUGCCAAUCUUUGACAAAUGUGCUGAAAGGGAAAAAAAGUAUGGUGAAGAUGAUAAUGGCCAAUUCUGGAAUCAAGAAGAAAGAUUAGCAAUUCCUUCAUUCUGUGAAAAUAGCAGCUCACUGGUUAGAUGUAGCAGAACAGAAAAUGUUGACAUAGUAUCAGAAUUUGACAAUCAAAAAGAUAAACUAUCUGUUAAUCAAAAUGGCACCAUGUUCAUAGAAGGACCAGUCUGUGUUGGAGAAAAUGUCCAGGUGGUAAAUACAUGUAGCACACUGGAACAGGAGUUUGAAACAGUGUCGCCUUUGCUAGAAGAAACUUCUCUAACUAACACUUCUAGGCUCCCUGCUGGCAUUGCAGACUUAUUUCCUAAAAGUAAUACCAGUAGUAGAAGUCUGAAAAAUGAACCUUUAGAACCAUUUUUGGAGGUAACCUUUAAUCUGAGUGGUUUUGAGGCCAGUGAUACUGAUGAGGAGUCACAGGAAGGCAACAGAAUUUCCCAGGAUUUAGGGAGUUUGGAAAAGGAAAUUUUGAUUAAGGAUGAUAAAUCGUGUGUUUUAAAGAGCUGUGAAAAUAUAAGCCAUCAGGAAACUGGAAAUAAACAUUUGUCACUCUUAACAUCUAUUGAAGUCAAGCCUAGAGAGACUCUGCUAUCAGAGUUUUGUGACAGAACCUGUGUGGGUUUUGAUGCGGAACCUUGUAAAGACAGAAACAUUGAAAAAGCAAUACAGGAGCAGCGUGUUGAUGCAGUAAGCAGUUUUGACUCAUCAUUAGAGUGGAAUGAUGAUGUACAUGUAGAUAACAUAGGAAACACUAAUGAAUCCAUCCAAAAAGAUAAAAUUAACUAUGAUUUCACUUCACCCUCAAAUGAAUCUAAAAAUAUAAGCAUAAAUCUACAUAUUCCUCACUUUUUAAACACAAUCACUAAACAGACUGCUAAAUAUAAUGACUUGUUGUCAGAGGAUCCUCAUCCACAGCCUUUUAUUUUGGGAAGUCACUUAGACAAAAAUUACAGACAGGUUUUACCACCUAUCUCUAGCAAUGACAUUGGUAUCCAGCUAUUAAAUACCACCCAGGAUCAUUCUGAGUGUGUUGAACCAGAUAAAACAAAUAUCCAUGCUUCUAGUUCUCUGUUUUACCCUCUGGGAAACAAGCAUCCUAUUUCCAAAGACACUGAAGCAUAUAUUCCUGAAACUGAAGACUUAGGACAGGUUAGAAGCUUACCACAUGCUCUUAUUGAACUUGAAACUACAAAGAAAAACAAACAAUCCUGGAAUAAUCCCAGAAAUUCCUUAGAACUUUCUGAAGUAUUAAAUGACAUUUCCUUUCUAAAGUCACUCUCUGAACAUAAUACUGCUUUAGAAAGCUUGGAAGUAGUGAAGAAGAAAGAUGCUGCCUUUCAACAAGUUGCUCAGGAGACGUAUGAGCCAGAUAGCAGCCCUGAAGCUAGGAAACCAUUCACUACAGUAGUUUCACCAGCAGUACCAAAGUCUCCUCAUCUGAAUCAGGAUUCUCAACAGCUCUUUUCCUUGGGAAGUGAAGAGACUGCCUUUCUUGCUGCUAUUCCUAAACAAUUAUCCUAUGGCCCUAAGCCUGUUGAGUUUCAAGGACAUCAGGUGAAAGGAUCAGCUACAAGUGGUGUCAUGGUCAGAGGAUGCAGCUCACAGCUAGAUUGCAAUCUGUGUCCAAAGAGCAUUGAGUAUGAAAACUUCAUGGCAAAACCAGAGUUGCCUAACACUUCUAUGCAUACUGGCUGCCUGCAGAUCUCUACCUCGAGUCCCGUUUCUGCAUUUUCUUUGGAUACAAAAGAUGAAGACUCUGUGCUGGAGUUCUCUGAGGAGUCUCUGCAUGCAAGAACUUUCCCUGGAUUGAAAAAAUUUAGUUCUUUGGAGAAUAAGAACCUUCAAAAGCUCCCUUUCGUAAGUAGAUCCUUGGUUCCGUUUUUAACUUUGCCACCUGAUGAUGGGACAGCUGACUUUGAUUCUUGUCCAUUUAUGAGCGACUGUGAUACCCACGUGUCUUCUGGUUGUUCUGUGUUCACCUUGGGUGAAGAGUCAGUAGUUGGGCCUGAGGACCAAAGUGAAACUCCUUCCUUUGAAGAAUGCAGAGAAGUGACCCCAGGAGAUAUUCCACUGCUUGCUGGUGAAUCUUCUCAAAGCAAGUGGCUGAAGUAUCAAAAUGCUCCCCUGGGCAGCUUGACUCUUCUAAAUAGUGUUGAGAAGAAAGUGACCGAUGGCCUCUUUGCUCAAGCUGUUUCUGGGAUAUGUUUUAGUGACACAAGUGAAAAGCAGAGUAAUGCUAUGAAUGAAAAUUCUUUAGAUUCUGUGCAUUUGCAAAUGAUAAAAGGCAUGCUCUACGAACAACAGCACAAUUUCAGCAGUCAAAAUUUGGCUUCCAGAAAGAAAGAAACUUUUUUGAAUUUAAAACAGACUUCCAAGAUGAAGAAAAUUGAAAAUGUAUACAACUAUAGUGUAAAGGAUUUACAGGAGAUAAAUGGUUCUGAGCUAUGCUUCCCAAAACGGGAGAAAGUAAAAUCUUCUUAUCUUCCUCAAAGGCAUAUUCAUAUACCAGCUGUUUUUCAGUCUCCUACUCAUUAUAAGCAGAUCUUUACAUCUUCUAUCAUAGAGCAUCUGAAUAUAUUGCUGUUUGAGUUGGCACAAAGGUUGUACAAAGCUCUUUCAAAAGUUGACAUAUCCUUUUAUAUGUCAUCAAAAGAAGACAGAGUAAAAAAUGGUGAAAACAGCUUGCCAUGCUGCCAUCAUAAUCACCCUGCAAAACUCGUCAUGGUUAAAAAAGAAGGUCCAAAUAAGGGUCGUCUGUUUUAUACAUGUGAAAGGCCCAAAGCUGAUCAAUGUAAGUUUUUCAAAUGGUUUGAAGAAGUGACUCCAGGAGGGCUAACACAGGAAGAGUCUCGUCCCAGCAUGGUUUUAAGUGAUAUUAAGAGUAUUGGUCUGUACUUAAGAAGUCAAAAGAUACCAGUCUAUGAGGAAUGCCAGCUUUUGGUGAGGACAGGAUUUGAUUUUCAGAGAAAGCAGUGUGGUAAAUUAAAGAAGUUUGCUACUAUAGACGCUGAAUUUUACAGUGAAACUAAAAACAAAAUUUAUCUCAAGCUGAGUCGGAAGGAGAGUUCUUCAGCUUAUAAUAAAGGUGAUCUUUGGGUGAUUUCAAAAACCCUAGACUUUGAACUAGAUACUUUCAUUGCAUGUAGUGCCUUCUUUGGACCAUCAUCUAUCAAUGAGGUGGAGCUACUGCCUUUGAAAGGAUAUUUCCCUUCUAAUUGGCCCACUAACACAGUGGUUCAUGCAUUAUUGGUUUGCAAUGCCAGCACAGAGUUGACUACUUUGAAAAACAUUCAGGACUACUUUAACCCAGCUACUUUACCACUUAUGCCAUACCUGUUAACAAUGUCUUCAUCAACUCCAGUUAGCAAUAAGAGCAUCAACACGAGAAAAUUUAACCCACCAGCUUUUGUAAAUAUCAAGACAAAAUUUGAACUCCUCAGCCUAGAAGUGACAUUGCAAUUAAGUAAUAAGUUAAUUCAGACACAUAAGUUAAACAAAGAUCAAGCUACAGCUCUAACUCACAUAGCUCAAAUGAUGGCCUCCCAUGAAAGUGUUGAAGGAGCAACUGAGCAGAGCACCCACUCUCUUCCUAUCACAGUCAUCCAUGGUGUAUUUGGAGCAGGCAAAAGCUACUUGCUGGCUGUGGUAAUUUUGUUCCUUGUACAGCUCUUUGAAAAGAGUGAAGCUCUUACAGGUGGAAAUGCAAGGCCAUGGAAACUUUUGAUUUCUUCUUCCACUAAUGUAGCUGUUGACCGAGUACUGCUUGGGCUUCUCAGUCUUGGAUUUGAAAAGUUUGUCAGGGUUGGGAGUGUUAGGAAGAUUGCCAAGCCAAUUUUACCCUACAGCUUGCAUGCUGGCUCAGAAAAUGAAAAUGAACAAUUAAAAGAACUCCAGGCAUUAAUGAAAGAAGACCUUACUCCUGUGGAAAAGGUCUAUGUGAGAAAAAGUAUCGAGCAACAUAAACUGGGGACCAAUAGAACCCUGCUGAAGCAGGUUCGUGUUGUUGGCAUUACCUGUGCAGCCUGUCCUUUCCCAUGCAUGAAUGAUCUUAAAUUUCCUGUUGUCGUGCUGGAUGAGUGUAGUCAAAUGACAGAACCGGCCUCUCUCCUUCCCAUCGCAAGGUUUGAGUGUGAAAAGCUGAUUCUUGUUGGAGACCCCAAACAGCUAUCUCCUACAAUUCAGGGUUCUGAUGCAGCUCAUGAAAAUGGGUUGGAACAAACUCUUUUUGAUCGGCUUUGCUUAAUGGGUCACAAACCAAUUCUAUUAAGAACCCAGUAUCGUUGUCACCCUGCAAUCAGUGCUAUUGCUAAUGACAUGUUUUACGAAGGCAACCUCAUGAAUGGCAUUUCAGAAACAGAGAGGAGUCCUUUAUUGGAAUGGCUACCCACCUUGUGUUUCUACAACGUUAAAGGAGUGGAACAGAUUGAAAGAGAUAACAGCUUUCAUAAUGUGGCAGAAGCAGCUUUUACACUCAAGCUAAUUCAAUCACUGAUUGCAAGUGGAAUAGCGGGCUCGAUGAUUGGCGUGAUAACAUUAUACAAAUCCCAAAUGUACAAGCUGUGGCAUGCCCUUGGUGCUGAGGCCGUCAACUAUCCUGACAUUAAGGCUGUGCAGGUGUCCACAGUAGAUGCUUUUCAGGGAGCUGAAAAGGAAAUCAUUAUUCUGUCCUGUGUAAGGACAAGACAAGUAGGAUUCAUUGAUUCAGAAAAACGAAUGAAUGUCGCAUUGACCAGAGGAAGAAGGCAUUUGCUCAUUGUGGGAAAUUUAGUUUGCUUGAGGAAAAAUCGACUAUGGGGGCGUGUGAUCCAACACUGUGAAGGAAGGGAAGAUGGAUUGCAACAUGCAAGUCAGUAUGAAUCCCAGCUGAACCAUUUUCUUAAAGAUUAUUUUGAAAAACAAGCAGAAGAAAAACAGAAAAAAAGGAGUGAAAAUGAAAAAUCUAAGGAUAAAUCUCAUUAACAAAAAGGCAUGGUCCUGGAAUUUUGUAUUGCUGUAAAUUCAGAUUCACUUUACAUUAUGUGUUUUUACUGUUUUCCUCACUCCAAAGCCCUUUUUGUAGAAGAACUAUAUUAUUUAAAUAACAUACUGAAUAAGUACCUCUAAAAAAAUUUGCUCUUUCAAAAAACCAGAUGGAUGAGCAUGAACAAGGGAAGGAUAGAAGUCUGCUUUUGGCUGACUCCUUUCUAGUUUUUAGCAUGCAUGUGUAUUUAUUUACAUAGCAUUUAAUGGUGUAUAUAGCAUGUGUGGAAGAAAGCUCAUGUUGUUAAUAAAGGGCCAUAUGCCCAUCAUAGAUGAAAGACUAGCAAUGUCUUGAUUAUAAUUAAUAUCAAUGAAGAAUCGAUUUUUAACAAGUAAAAAAAAUCUCAGUGACCCACUCAGUAUUUAUUACAUGAAAGUAGAAAAUUAAAUUUUCUCACAAUAAAAAAAUGAUCAGUCUAUUCCUGUGGAACUCUUUUAUGUGAAGGAAAAAGUAAAUUCAGCAUAUAAAAAGUAUGGUUUAGAAACUGUCGAGAAUAGCAAUAAUUUCUAAGUGUUCAUCAAAACCAUGAGGUCAAAAAUGUGACUCUCAGCAUUUCUUUACACUGGAUAGGAAUAGUUAAUGAAGUAUUACAGAGCCUCUGGGCUGUACUGGCUAACAACUAACAUUUAAACUAGAUUCCUGAGCUUUGCUGUCAAAUACUGCCUGUUCUUUAUUAAUUUUGAGUAAGUAUUUUCUUGGCUAGCUGAAGUUAGGUUUCAAGUAAUUUGUUUUUCCAAGAAGAAUUAGUAAUGUCCCUUUUAAAAACUUUUUAUUGAAAACUUUCAUAAGUAUAGACCAUGAUCAUAAUACCCUCCCACAACCCCUACUUUUCCUGCCCAAAUCUCCCUUUCACUGUA
Molecule: messenger RNA, 7460 nt
Organism: Jaculus jaculus (lesser Egyptian jerboa)
Lineage: Eukaryota; Metazoa; Chordata; Mammalia; Rodentia; Dipodidae
Gene: Zgrf1
Product: zinc finger GRF-type containing 1
Exons: 27
Coding region: 417-6542 (2041 amino acids)
Biological process (GO): double-strand break repair
Cellular component (GO): nucleus; site of double-strand break
Molecular function (GO): helicase activity; zinc ion binding
Source: RefSeq, a predicted model, not a curated record